GCUACGCCGGGGCUGUGGGAAUAAGAUGGCGGGGAAGAAGAAUGUUCUGUCGUCCCUCGCGGUUUACGCGGAAGAUUCAGAGCCCGAGUCUGAUGGCGAGGCUGGAAUCGAGGCGGUGGGCAGCGCGGCUGAGGAGAAAGGCGGAUUGGUAUCUGAUGCCUAUGGGGAGGAUGACUUUUCUCGUCUAGGGGGUGAUGAAGAUGGUUAUGAAGAAGAAGAAGAUGAGAACAGUAGACAGUCGGAAGAUGACGAUUCAGAGACUGAAAAACCUGAGGCUGAUGACCCAAAGGAGAAGCUCGGCACAGUGACAGAGGCACCCAGGGCUCAGCAAGCUCAUGGCCCAGCUUGUUGGACUCAGAGGGCAGAAGAAUCACAUUCUAAACAUGACAAGGAUAAUACAGAAGCAGAAAAGCGAGACCCCCAGGAACUCGUGGCCUCCUUUUCUGAAAGAGUUCGGAACAUGUCGCCUGAUGAAAUCAAGAUCCCGCCAGAACCCCCUGGCAGAUGUUCAAAUCACUUGCAAGACAAGAUCCAGAAGCUUUAUGAACGAAAGAUAAAGGAGGGAAUGGAUAUGAACUACAUUAUCCAAAGGAAGAAAGAAUUUCGGAACCCUAGCAUCUACGAGAAGCUGAUCCAGUUCUGUGCCAUUGACGAGCUUGGCACCAACUACCCAAAGGAUAUGUUUGAUCCCCAUGGCUGGUCUGAGGACUCCUACUAUGAGGCAUUAGCCAAGGCCCAGAAGAUUGAGAUGGACAAAUUGGAAAAGGCCAAAAAGGAGCGAACGAAAAUUGAGUUUGUGACGGGCACCAAGAAAGGCACCACGACCAACGCCACAUCCACCACCACUACCACCGCUAGCACAGCUGUUGCAGAUGCUCAGAAGAGAAAGAGCAAGUGGGACUCGGCUAUCCCAGUGACAACGAUAGCCCAGCCCACCAUCCUCACCACCACAGCCACCCUGCCAGCUGUCGUCACGGUCACCACCAGCGCCAGCGGCUCCAAGACCACCGUCAUCUCUGCUGUGGGCACCAUUGUGAAGAAGGCCAAGCAGUGACCUGAGGGGCCACCCUAGGACUUGAAAGGACCGUGCCGCCCAGUGACCACUGCCCAGUGGGAGGCGCCACUUUGUAUAUUUCAGGACUGGGACCUGCUCCCCAGAUGCCACCUGAGAGGAGCUUCUGUGUGGCAUUCCAUAUGGAAGGACAGGCAGCGCGGGAGCCAGGCACUGUGGACAGGGUCUGUCCACGCACCACCUGGGGUCUGCCGCCUAUUAAAAGUGCCAUAUUCUUA
This is a messenger RNA of Pongo pygmaeus (Bornean orangutan), 1290 nucleotides long. RefSeq names its product SAP30 binding protein (gene SAP30BP). Gene Ontology annotation, biological process: regulation of DNA-templated transcription. The coding region runs from base 26 to 1054 and encodes 342 amino acids. Gene Ontology annotation, cellular component: nucleus. The transcript has 12 exons. The record is from RefSeq and is a predicted model, not a curated record. Lineage: Eukaryota; Metazoa; Chordata; Mammalia; Primates; Hominidae.